UCCCGCCCCAUGAGACGUCACGGCCGCGCCGGCAGCGGGCGCGAUGGGCGCGGUGGGCGCGAUGGGCGCGGUGGGCGCGAUGGCCGCGGGGCGCUCGGCGCGGCCGCUGACGCUGACGCUGGCGCUGCUGAAGCCCGACGCCGUGGCGCACCCGCUGGUGCUGGAGGCCGUGACCGAGACCAUCCUCAGCAACCGGUUCCUGAUCGUGCGCUCCCGGGAGCUGCGCUGCGGGCGGGAGCUGAGCGGCCGCUUCUACCGGGAGCACGCGGGGCGGUUCUUCUACCAGCGGCUGGUGGAGUUCAUGGCCAGUGGCCCCAUGUGGGCUUAUAUCUUGGCCCAUGAGAAUGCCAUCCCCCUCUGGAGAUCCCUGAUGGGACCCACCAAAGUGUUCCGAGCCCGAAACAGCGUCCCGGACUCCAUCCGCGGAGCCUACGGCCUCACCGACACCAGGAACACCGCUCACGGCUCCGCUUCUGCCUUUGCCUUUGGAACACAGCGCAUAUUUGUGGUGCCAGAUUGGCAUUUCUCGUCUUCCUUCCCUCUGUUUUCUAACAGACUCGCCAGCAUCAGCCAGCAGAGAAAUUGCCUUUUUCUUCCCCGAGUUCAACGAACGUCUCUGGUACGAGCAGGAGGAGCCGCGUCUGCGCUGCGGGCGGGUGUUCUACAACGCGGAGGAGCGCGUCCACUGCGCGCUCGGGGACGGAGAGUCGGAGCUGGCCUGAGUUCCCGGGGCAUUGUGUGAAAAUACAGAAGCCAGGUGCUGUUUAUCCGGGAUGCUGUGGAAGGAAGGGAAGCAAAUAGAGAGGAAAUCAGGCUAAUAAGAGUACUGGAUAGGCAGCGUGGGCCCUGAUGUGAAGAUGUUUGAGUGUGAGGGCAGCUCGUGUCCCGGGCGCGUCAGUAACUGAUCGGGAUCUGAGGAAGAGAGGUCGAGCCUGGUGGUUCCUGGAGUCCACCGGGCUCUGCGCGGUGCGUCAGGCAGAGGUGGUUGUGUCGCUUCUCUGCCGCACAAGCCCCUGAGGCAGACGUGGAUCGUGCCGCAGGCGAGGGUGCAGUCUGCCCUGUGGUUUUAAUUGCCUCUGCUUCUGCCUUGUCAAGCCCAAGAUCAAGUUUGGUUAGUAAGUCCAAAUCUAACCCCUGCUAGACCUGUCUUGGGCAUAAGGUGGGAGAUCAUUAAUUUUCUGUGAUAUGGAAAAAACAGUCAUGGUCUAUUUUUUUUCUGCAGUUUGAUGUUCCUCUUUGGUCUUUGUGUUCUGUAUGCACAGAGUUCAGGUUCUUGAGGACUGAACUGCUUGGAGCUAAUGGGCUCAAUUGACUCAGUCAUCUUAAAGGUCUUUUCCAAUCAAAAUUGCUCUAUGAUUCUGUAAUUAGCCAGGACAUCAAUGGGAUGUGACGCGAGUGCAGGCUGUGAGGCACAGCGGUGUCUCCUGGCAUUACACUUUUCCAUUACCGGGGAUAGAACUGCUAUGGCUUUCAAUGGGAAACUGGAUAAAGAGGCUGGCGUUAGAGCCGGGCCUGUGGCACCUGUAGUAAAAAUGUCUCAGCGCUCGUCUGUCUCAGGAUUUUGCUGCCGGAAGGCUACACGGCCUUGUGGAGCAGGGCACUUAAAAGCGCAGGUGAAGGGCAGGCGUGGAGUGGCCGUGUGCUGUGGUGUCAGGUAGCCCUGGUGUACUGGAGGUGUCUCGGGUGCAAGAGCGGCUCCUUGGUGGCUUAUUUCUCUCCAGGAGAUACAUCCAUAGUGUUGGUGUUGAUGCAGGAAAUCGCAUGACCAACGAAUGCAGUCCAAGAGUUGCCCCAAACCCACGGGUCGCUCUCCAUUGAUGGACGAGGGCACACGUGACAGGUGAGCCUGUCGCUCUGUGCUGCACGAGCGUCGCUCUGAGCAGGUCGAGGAGUCGGCGCUGGUGUCUGCCGAGUUCUGCCGACCGAGCCAGCGCCGUCCUUCCCUGAGAAACCUUCCUCGGGCUCGUGCCGUGCUCCCCCGCGUGCCACGUACUGACCUCCGGCGCGGCACAAACACGCAGUUCACGUCUAAAACUGAAACGUGCAUUUCUGUGAAAGACUCGUCCCGGUUUCACGCUGUGCGAGGUCUCUCGGGCGUUCGGACCGGAGCAGCCGAUGUGCCUUUGCUCGGCACCCGGAGCGGCGCCCGCUCCACAGCACCCGCACCCACGGGGUCAGCCCUGCGGGUCCCGGCGGAAGCCAGCGCUGGCGCACCGUGUCGCACCUGGCCGCGCCGCACCCUGCGUGCGGGCUGUGAGCACGCUGCCUCCAGAGCGGGGAUGGGGCAGGAUGGCACAACCGCUGCAACAAACGGCCGUGGAACCUCAUAGUCCCUGCUGCAGUAACUGAGGUUUUUCAUAAAGUUUAAUGUCAUUCAGGAAUUUUAUAUUGACUGCUAAAGAACUGUUGAGUUAUUUACCUUUUUCUCCUUUAUUACUCCAACAACUAUGUUUUUGUCUAGAGUGUGAACGUUUCAAACAUGGGAACCCUGUAUAGAACAAAGACUUUUCUUCUCCAGGUACCGUUCUGGGCUUCUAAGUUAUGAUGCAAUUCAUUGUAGCAGAAGUAAACAGCUUAGAAGUUAUUGCCCUGACGGCCUCAACUUUUAAUAGCCCACUUUGUGCCGUGUUUGCGCUCUCACACCAACACGCUGGGGAGGGAGCGAAGCGCUCGCGGCUGUCGGUAAUUGGCACUGAAACCCUGGUGGCGUUUUCCCUGCGGAGAGAAGCCUGUGGGGAGUGGGCACCAAGCGGGCAAACGAAACAAGGAAACUUCUCUCAAACUUCAGCCUUCUAUUUAAAGCGUCUUGUUAAAAGUGCACUAAUUGGCCCCUCGGGCCGGCGUGGUGUGCGCUGGGGUGGGCAGUGUCAGCCUGCCCUGUGCAGCGCGGUGGCGCUCGCGCUGGGGCGGGGGCCGGGGCAGCGGUGCCACAGCUGCCCUGGAGGCUGCAGGCAGUGUAGCGGCAGCAGCGCUGCCCCGUGGCCGUGGGGCCGUCUUCCCGUGUCGCUUUCUGAGCUCGAGGUGGCCAGGACGAAACGGGCCCCGCGGCUGGUGCCAGAACCACACUGCGGCGUUCCAGGACCCUGCGGGUGUCACACCUGCCCCAAACCCACAAUCCAGGGGCGACAGCACGGGGUACCGAGUCACCCUGUGCUGCUUCGUCACGGUGUUUGAGUUUGUGUGAGCUCUCAGCUCAUGACGAACGCGAGUAAAUCAGCUUUAUUGUUGGAUCAUGUGGGUACAGCCCUCAUUGCCUUUUUGUCUAAAAUAUGAAUACCAAUGGCUAAUUAAACUGAAUAAAAGUUUGAGACAAUGCAA
Messenger RNA from Columba livia (rock pigeon), 3318 nucleotides. It is a transcript of the gene NME6, whose product is annotated as NME/NM23 nucleoside diphosphate kinase 6. The record is from RefSeq and is a predicted model, not a curated record. Gene Ontology annotation, cellular component: mitochondrion. NCBI's taxonomy places the organism in Eukaryota, Metazoa, Chordata, Aves, Columbiformes, Columbidae. Gene Ontology annotation, biological process: CTP biosynthetic process; GTP biosynthetic process; negative regulation of mitotic nuclear division. Gene Ontology annotation, molecular function: nucleoside diphosphate kinase activity. The transcript is spliced from 6 exons. Bases 44 to 742 code for a protein of 232 amino acids.